Molecule: messenger RNA, 4921 nt
Organism: Planococcus citri (citrus mealybug)
Lineage: Eukaryota; Metazoa; Arthropoda; Insecta; Hemiptera; Pseudococcidae
Gene: hwt
Product: heavyweight
Exons: 7
Coding region: 267-3605 (1112 amino acids)
Molecular function (GO): phosphotyrosine residue binding
Source: RefSeq, a predicted model, not a curated record
AGUCAUUUGUAUUACACUAAAGACGUAAAGAGUUCGUACUAUCUUAUCAUCUUCGCAGAAGCGGUCGCGGUCGUACGCGUUCGAUAUUCUCUGUUCGGUGUUUUUAUUUUUACGUACGUACAGACGCGAAAGAGAAGAAAUUACAACGAAAAUCUGUGUUUGUAGUUCGCGUCUCGAAAACGCGACUUCGUUCGGUUAUUAUUAUUUUUUCCUUCGGUAUUAUUUCAUUAAUUUACUCGUAUAUACUCGUAGAUUAUUGUAUAGUGAUGGAAAAAGUGCUAAAACGAGUUACUCAUCACAACAGCAAGAAGCAGCAGCAGCAACAAAACAAUACGAAAUCGUCCUCAAAAAACAAUGCACAUCGCAGCUCAUCGAUCAAUAAACGUUAUUCGGUCGACGAUAAUUUUUACACCUACGUUCACAGGGGCGAAUUAUACGAAAAUUGCGGCAGCACGGCCAGCUACUUUACUAUAGCGAAUCGAGGCGAAUUCAAAAGAUCCACAAUGCAGCAUCGAUCCAGGUCUUCGAAAGAAGACACCGAUAAGCAUCACCCUCAUCAGCAGCAAAUCACUCGUAACGAAGACGUCACCUUCAAGAAGUUCCUCAAAGUAUUCAACUCGAGUAGCGGCGAUUCCAAAGGAGCCAAGGAAUGGUUCGCCUCCGGUGCCAGUAACAUGAUGGAUUUCGCUCCGAGAAUAUUGACGAAACGGUUCUGCGGCAAGAAAAGCGGCGAUAACGAGCUAUAUCGUAGCAACAGCUUUAAAUUCGAGAGAUUCGAACGCAAGGAUAACGAUACGCUCACGUCGAGCAAAAAAUCACCAGUUUCUAGACAGAUUUCACUUUGUGAUGAUUAUAGUUUACCAGUGGAUUUUGUGAAUAAAAGGCCGCUCAGUUUAGAUUCCGGGUCGUUUUGGUCGGCUCCUAGUCCUAAUGGUGAUCAGGUGGAAGUAUUGAAUUUAUACUGCGAUCCGAAGGAUUCCAAGAGUCAACAGAAUCUCAACCAAGAAGUGAAAGAUGAGGUAGAAGACGACGAUAAUGAAAACGUGAAGUUGUACACGAUUCCUGAUAAAGAAUAUAGUCGACCUUAUACCGAUACCAGCGAAGACGACGAACACGAAGAUGACGAGCCCGAGCUAUACGAGAACCUGAAACACCGCAGCAAACACACCGCCCUAGCGAAAUCCGCCCGGCCGUCGUCCGCCUCCAGCAAGACUUCGCUCAGCAACACCUACACGGAGGUGCGAAAAUCGCCUUAUUACUACGGCGAUCUACUGAAACGCAGCCAAAGCGAAGACCAGCAUCAUCCGGACCGUCGCUACGAUCCGAAUUCGUACCGAAAGUGCCAAAGUCUAGACGUAUCUCAUGCUAGUAGUAAACGCUGCUCCGGCGACGGCAGCGGUACCGGAGGCGCCUCCGGUUCCGCUAGUAAAGAACUAAAGUAUCGUUCCGCAACAGCCGCAGGUAUCGGGGAGACUGCAGCUGCGGUUGCUAAUUCGUUCGAUAUCCAAGAGGAGAACGAGGAGGAGGACGACGAAGACGACGAUAUGACUACGAAGCAAAGACACCUUUACGAGACUGCUUUCGAUUCGAAGAUUUGCCGGUCGAACGAGACGCUGGAUUUGGACGAGGUCACCAAUCACGUGCUGGAGAGGAGAUCCCCUCAGACGCCUUAUAAUCCUACGUAUUAUAAUAUACCUGCGGAUCGAAAGUGCAGCUUGAAAAGACUGACUGGGUCGUCCAAGUCGGCGGCUUCGAAUCAGAAAUCGGAUGCGUCGAUCGAUAACCUAUCGCAGCAUUUGACCGAUUUGGAUUUGGCUGAUCAGACGACGCUGCUUCGAGGGUACUCUUCGGCGUCGACGUCGACUAUACCGUUACCGCAGAGCGCAUCGUCGAAUUUGAACGAUAGUUUCGAUAGUUUCAGCGAAUCGUCGCAUAAGACCGGAGGCGCUGAGAAUUUUCGUAACGAGGUCGUCUCGCAUCAUCGACGACGUGUCAAGGAAUCAUCGAAAACGUCGUCUUGCUGUAAUAAUAACAACAGCACGAAUAGCAUCAAUAAUAACCACAACUAUCACCAUAAUCGUAAUCAUCACAGCGGCGGUGGUCAUCAUCAUCAUCACCAUAACAGCAGUCGACAAUCAUCGCGACAUUAUAAGCAUCGUAUCUCGUUAUGUUGUCGAACCGACGACACUUCCUAUAUCUCAGACAGUGCGACGACGAACGACUCGCGUCCCAAAAGCUGUCACAUAUCGUCCUCCGGUUCGGCAGGAGCGUCUAUGGCUACGAAAAUCCUCGAAAUCAAAAGCAGGCCUCGAUGCGUCGGCAAAUUCUCCAGCACCGAAAGCAUGGCGACCAGUAGCAGCGGAGGCAGCUUGGAGUCGAUUCGCAGCAGCACCAGCGAAGGUAACAGAAGCACUACCAGUACUGACAGCCAUCACAGUAGCUCGUUAAGCUCGCACAGCUCGGACUCGGCGGUCGGAACCGGAGCUUAUCACUAUCCGGCCGGAUUGCAGCUCGGCAACAGGUUCUUGAAUCAGAACAAAAUGCACGUGCUGUCACCGAUAUCGGAUAAAUCGUUCCAAGAGGCCGGAUCCGAAAGCUCGGAGAUUAAUCGAAAUACCACAACGACGACCAAGUCGCCCGAUGCUGCGGAUGUUGUCGUUAAACGUCCGAAUAGUCCGUCCGAACAACAACAACAACGCACCACCGACGGUCAUAAAUCCUCCAAACGAAGUCUUCCGCAGAAUAAAAACGUCGCUAGUUUAAGUUUACCAUUUAGUACGAACAACGCGCAUCCUCAUCCUCCGUCCUCGUCGGCUGCCGCUGGUGAUACCGAAGUACAUCACGGGUCCGAUUCCGGUAUAUCGAUAGAGUCCAGAAGCGAUACGAAUAAAAUGAUGCAGAACAACGACCUUAACGAUCUUCCAUUCGAUAUGCCCAAGCUGAGACGUAGAAGACUGCAGCAAAUGCAGCUGACUCAGAGCUCAACGCAGGAUACGUCGAGUAGUGCUACCUCGGUUGACCUGAAAGAUUUACCGUUCGAUAUGCCCAAGCUGAGGAGGAAGAUGAGAUCGUCGUCGACUCAAGAUAGCGUCGAAGUACCUGAUAUCAUGAAUAACGCUGCGUCUAUCGGGUCGUUAACCAAUCACGAUGAUCAUUCGGGAGAUGAAGGAUGCAGACAAGCUCCUAAUUUGGAUGUGGGCCGGAACAGGAAGUCGCUCGGGUUGAGUUUGAAUUUAAACGAGAUCAUUAACGUGGCUUCUAACAUCGAUGCCGAUGUCCCCUUGGAAAGACAAGGAUGGUAUCACGGAGCUAUCACACGUAUGGAGGCUGAAAACGAGCUGAGGAAUCGGGAAGAAGGCAGUUAUCUAGUCAGGAAUAGCGAAUCGGCUAAGAAUGAUUAUUCGUUAUCGUUGAAAAGCGCCAAAGGAUUCAUGCACAUGCGAAUACAAAAAUCGUCGGAGACGAAUAAAUUCAUCCUGGGCCAAUUCAGCUCGCCUUUCGAUUCGAUUCCUCAAAUGAUCAAACACUACUCCAGCAACCAGUUACCAAUCCGAGGAGCAGAACACAUGUGCUUAUUGCAACCAGUAAUAGCUCAAUUACUCUGAAAUUAAGUAUCGUUGUCUGGGACGACGAUUACAAUACUCGACGUAUUACUCAUUCGAACGGAGCUAUGUGUAUGUGUUUUCUCUAUUUGUAGGUAUAUAUUCUUACUACUUAUUUACUUACUCUGAAGCUGUAAAGCCUCUCUAAGUGUAAUCGAUGUAGGCUAUAAAAAAAUUAUUAUCUCUACGUAAAACCAAAUAUAAUAUCCUAGUCUUUAAUGAUACCCGUUUUUAAUGUUCGCGUUUAUAUAGUUUAUUAUAUGUAUUAACCUACUUUACAGCUGGUCUCGAAUGUUUUAUACUGAUGUAGUUUUUACGUACCUAUUAUAUCGUACCUACCUGCGUACUUUUAAUUUUUUUUCCUUUCUUUUUUGUAAUAUGAUUAUGAAUAUCAAUUAUCAGUUUAGACGACGAUGUUUCCAUUAUUUUUUUUCUCGUUUGUUUAAGGAGUUAUUUAAAAUUACGUACGUAUGUAUUGUAUGUAAAUGUAUGUAUUUUUUUUAAUGUAAUAUCGAGAUAUACCUCUUGGAUGGUUCUAGUGAUUUUGUUUCGUUGUAUACCUAAUUAUAAGGUUUUAUUAAGAAAUGCAGAUUCAACUCGAAGUGCAAUAGUUUCCAAAAUAGGUUUUUUUUCCUUCAAUACAUCACUAAUAUGUACACUCGGUAUUUUUAGGUAUUUUUCCUCUGCAGUUUGUAUGAAAAAACUAGGAUUUUGUUGAUUUCUGUGUAAUUUUCCUAUAGACAUAGGCUGAUAUCACAACCGUAGAUACGUUGUUCUGUAUUUUUUAUGUGAAAAAUAAUGCGUAUUUUUUGCUGUUAUUCGAUGUACAAUUAAUUAUGGAUUCUGCAUUGAGCAUGCUUUUCAUGAAAUGCCAAAUAACCUUUUUGUUCGUGUAAAAAAAAUCUAGUCAUCGCGAAUUUUUUUUUUUUUUGUAGAGGAUCAAUUUGUACGAAUUUAAAUGUUUACUUUUUUCGAUUUUUAUACUCUGGCUUUAUAGUGCAACUUGAAUAAUUUUCUAUCUUUAAUAUUUUUUUUUUUUUGGUGAAAAUUUGGAAAAUUGGUGAUCGAGUUGAAUGUCUACGCAAGGGAAUUUCUGUACCCGAGAUUAUACGUUUACGUUACUUUUACGUAUUCAAUUCAAUUGUACUCGAUUUUGUAAUAUUCACGUAAAAGUAACGAUCGCUUUCGGCUUCUUCAUUCGUGUGUAUAGCUUUGGAAAACGUAAUUUUAUGUAUUAAUUUUACGAAAUGCUGUUAGUUGUGAUGUCAUUUUGAUCGAUUUGGUAAUUAAAUUUCGAAUAUAUUAUGUUUUUAUCUUGA